AUGUCUGAGGACUUCAGUACCCUCGUUCACGUAUCUCCCUUGAUGACGACUGAACGAAUCAGUAAGGCCCUCACGAAAUGGUUCAAUGAGGAACAUACUUUUAGUCAUUGGGAGUAUGUCAAAGAAAUGGACAAAGGCAACGCACAUUGCAGUGAUCUCCUUCGCAUCAGAAUAUAUGGAGUUAAUCUGAAUGCUGAUCUGCGUUUCGUCCAAGUUGUAUUGAAAAGGAUUCCUAAGAAUAUCGCCAGGCGGCUCACUUGUCGGAGUGAUGAGUUUUUCAGAAACGAAAUUAACUUCUACGAGAAAAUCCUUCCAGAAUUAUUAGCCUUCCAGAGCAAAAGGCAACCUAAACACCCCUUCGAUAACUUUAUGAAAUUGUUCUUCGCUCAGUCCGAUGGGAAAGAUGAUGUCGUCUGUAUAGAAGAUGCUAGUGUAAAGGAAUUCAAGAACAUUCCUCGUCAAAAGGGCAUAGACACAGAACAUUACAAUCUCACAUUAAAAACCUUUGCUCGGUUUCAUGCUUUAUCGUUUGCAAUGAAAGAUCAGGAGCCCGAAAAGUUUGAAAAGCUGCUGAAUAAUAUUCACGAAGUUUACUUCGACAAACAUCUUUGUGAUUGGUAUUUGGGACUUUGGAACAGACUGUCUGACAUUGCUAUAGAUGCUGUUGAGAAAGAAUAUCCUGACUCUGUAUACGUUCAGAAAAUAAGGGAAUUUGCCGUUCCAGAUAGAUAUCAAGAUAUGGUAAAAGCAGCUACAAGGACUACAGAAACUGGAGUGAUAUGCCAUGGUGAUAUUUGGACAUGUAAUUUCCUCUAUAAGUAUUUAGAUGGCCACCCCGUUGAUAUAAAAAUGAUCGAUUUCCAAAUAGCUCGAUUUGCGACACCUGUUCUGGAUGUCUCUUGUAUAAUAUAUAAUUGUAUAACUCAUGAUUUAAGAGAAAAUUAUUAUGACCAAAUGCUGGAAAUUUAUUAUGACACUCUCGCAAAUCAGAUCAGGGAUUUAGGCAGUGAUCCAGAUAAAUUGUACCCAUGGAAGUUAUUUCAGACUGAAAUCAAAAAGUAUUCUUAUUUUGGUCUUGGCUAUAGUUUCGACUCAAUACCGUUUUUGGUAUUACCUGAAGAAGAAGCAAUCGAUAUGGAAAUAGAGGGAGACAAAGCAGUUAACUUAAAAGAUGUAUGGAAGAUAGGUAAUAUCAAAACGAAGGACGGCAGACUUAGAGAAGCUAACAAUGUAAAACAUUGCGUAGAUAAAGGAUACAUUUAA
This is a messenger RNA of Arctia plantaginis, 1263 nucleotides long. The record is from the annotation of a GenBank genome assembly. Lineage: Eukaryota; Metazoa; Arthropoda; Insecta; Lepidoptera; Erebidae.